AAAAGGUGUGAUUUGACUUGUUCCAAAAUUUUGAUUUAAAUUAUUCAUCGUAAAUGACAAAUCUUGAAUAGCAGAUAUAAAAGCUUCUUCAGACAUGAUAUUUCGCGUUGUGUUUGUGGCAAUGUCAAGACAAAAACUUACCAAGAGAGGAUAUAGAUGAUCCAAAAUUUUCCCUUGGCAACUUGAACACGUUCGAGAUAAGCGGUAGCUGAUAGAUAAAACAAAUCAAAUCGUCGUGUUAUACACAGAUUGCCAUCCUUGAUUAUAGAAGUAUACAUGUAAUAGUCCUCUCAGUCUACCGAACCUGCGGCGGUCAGACCAACGAUGAUGCGACGAAUGACUGUGAGUGUCAUUCAGAGCAGCAUGUCGUUGACCGUUGUAAAAAAGGCAGCUGUUCUUAUUAUUUUCCUCCAGACAGUGCACCUAGUACUUUGGUAUUCUUCAGUAAAAGGCAAACCCCGUGCUAUGUAUGAACAGAAUGGCAACAUCUCUGUAAACAUAUGUCCCCUUAUUCCGCAAGGCUUAGUUGGUAAAAUCAAUGUGGAGAAAAGUAACACAGACUGGUUGAAGAUAGAAAGCAAAUACACCAUGGUGUCGAAUGGCAGUCAUCAUCCCGAAAACUGCAGUGCAAGACACAAAGUAGCGAUUCUUGUACCAUUUCGAGAUCGGGAAAGCCACCUUAGAAUUUUUCUGAAUCACAUGCACGCCUUUCUAAUGAAACAGCAACUGGAAUAUGCAAUCUACGUUGUGGAGCUUGAUAAAGACAUACCAUUCAACAGAGGGUUUUUAUUCAACGUUGGGUUCAUGGAGGCAACCAAAGACAAGGAAUUUGGUUGCUUUGUGUUUCAUGAUGUCGAUCUCUUGCCUCUGAAUGAUCAAAACCUUUACCAAUGUCCAGACCAACCAAGACAUAUGUCUGUUGCUAUAGACAAGUACAAAUUUAAACUUCUGUAUGACGAAAACUUCGGAGGGGUGUCAUCGAUGUCAAAAGACCACUUUAAAACUAUUAAUGGUUACUCAAAUCUUUUCUUUGGAUGGGGAGGGGAAGAUGACGAUUUAUUUAAUAGGAUUGUUUCAAACAAGAUGAUAAUUACCAGAAUCCUGAGUAACAUAGCGUCAUAUACUAUGCUUCCUCAUAUCCAUGCAUCUGAAAAUCCUUUACGGUAUGAAGUUUUAACCACUGGUAAAAACGAAUCAACACAGAAUAAAGACGGAUUAAGCAAUUUAAAGUACCAUGUUACAGAGAAGAUAUACAGAAAAUUGUUUGUUCAUAUAAAAGUGACCAUAAAUAAAGCAGAUGCUAUUGAUCAGCUGAAAAGUCGUAUCAAAGAAUCAUCAAAACUGCAGAAACUCUUCAAUUUAUCGAAUUCAACGUUCAAAAAGAAAUUGAGAAAACACACCAGAUCAAGAAUAAAACAGAAUAAGUUUUGAAAUAAAGACGUUGGGUUUUUGUUUUAUCUUUUACCGA
Messenger RNA from Magallana angulata, 1468 nucleotides. Its product is annotated as beta-1,4-N-acetylgalactosaminyltransferase bre-4-like. The coding region runs from base 325 to 1431 and encodes 368 amino acids. Gene Ontology annotation, biological process: carbohydrate metabolic process; glycosphingolipid biosynthetic process. NCBI's taxonomy places the organism in Eukaryota, Metazoa, Mollusca, Bivalvia, Ostreida, Ostreidae. Gene Ontology annotation, molecular function: N-acetyl-beta-glucosaminyl-derivative 4-beta-N-acetylgalactosaminyltransferase activity. The record is from RefSeq and is a predicted model, not a curated record. The transcript is spliced from 10 exons.